GUUACACAGUACAGAGUCACUUCAGCUGCAGGAACAUUCUGUUACAUUGAUCCUGAGUACCAACAAACCGGAAUGUUGGGUGUGAAGUCAGAUGUUUAUUCACUCGGGAUCAUGCUUUUGCAGAUCUUGACUGCGAAACAGCCAAUGGGUUUGGCUUACUACGUUGAGCAAGCCAUCGAAGAAGGAACUCUAAAAGAUAUGCUUGAUCCAGAAGUACCUGAUUGGCCUGUGGAAGAAGCUCUGUCUUUAGCAAAGCUAUCGCUUCAAUGCGCGGAACUAAGAAGAAAAGAUAGACCGGAUCUCGGGAAAGAGAUAUUGCCUGAGCUCAACCGGUUAAGAGAGAUUGGUGAAGAGAGAUUGGUGAAGAGAGUUUAGAGAGUGUGUUUUAUGCAGGAAAGUCUCCACACACUAGCCAAGUCUCGAUUUCAGCAUCUAGUGAUCCUUGUACACCGAAUCCGGAAUCUCCAGCUGCAGAAUCUCAAUCCUAGUUUUGAGAUGGCUGAAGAAAAUUUGGUAACUAAAUAGAAUCAGAUGAUGAUGUUUCAAGUGAAGCUGAAGAUAAAGGAACUAGUGUAACCCAGCCUUGGGAGGAAUAUGGUAUUCUGUUAAAUAAUCAGUUAUGUAAACGGUCUAUUAUAUGUAGGCCCAUCACGGUAUUUAUUAAAGCAUCGAUCAUGUAAAAAAAAGGCCCAAUGGCUCAGACCGGUUUGACUUAACCGGGUUUGUUUUAAUUGAAUUGUUUUUGAAAAACGAGAAAUGGUUUAAAUUCAUAAGCUACAGAUAAACCCUGCAACAGCUUCUUCUCUUCUUGCUCUUGAUGUGGGUAGAAGCAAAGUAGCGAACUUUGUCAAUCUUUGUUUGCUUUUAUGGAGCUUUUACAUAGCUCUUGCAAUUUCGAAACCCUAACCUUGAUUUCUCCUCCUUUACAAUCUUGUAAAUUUGGUUCAAACUCUCUCUUAUUCUUCUCUCCUCGUCGCGUGACCUUGUUCUCGGGGUACAACCACAGUGGCCGCGUAGCUGUUUCGGCCUCUUCGCAGCACGGUGAUUCGAAUUCUAGCAGCUCUAGUUCGUCUCAGACAAACCACGCCUCUCUCGCGCAGGAAUCUAUUGCUGGGUUUCUCCGACUAGAGAUUGGAAUCUCCGAGGUCGAUUCAGAUUUCAUCUCUUCGAAUUGUCCAAAGUACACGCGAAUGAUCGUUGAUGGAGUUAGGGAUUUGGAGGAAUGGAAUUCGUGGAAAGGGAGUAAAGAAUCUGAGGGAAUCGAGGGUUUAGGGUUUAAGGAGAAAGUGAUUUAUAUGGUGAAACAGAAGGGUGAUGGUGGCAAAGUUGCCUUUUUGGAGAGUCUUGGUUUGAGUUUGUCUUCUGCUAUGUAUUUGGCUCAUUACGUCUCCUCUGAAUCGCUUCCCAUUCUUCUCCAUAAGGUUAAGUACCUCAAGGAAAUAUUCUUUUCUGGAAGUGAUGAGAAUGGUCUUGUUGGAAAGUACGCACGACGAAUGAUGCUCUACUUAUCCAUUCCUAUUGAUGAAGAUGUGCAGCAAACUCUUUCCUUUUUCGAAAAGAUUGAAGCAAGGCGUGGAGGUUUGGACAUGCUCGGUUCUGUAGAUGCAUCAUUCAGAUUUUUAAUCGAGUCAUUCCCUCGGCUUCUUCUACUUUCAGAAGAAAAUGAUAUGAAGCCUAUGGUAGAGUUUCUUGAAAGCAUUGGUAUUCCUAAAGGUUGCUCGGGCAAAGUACUUCUCUUGUACCCUCCUAUCAUGCUCAGCAAAACUGACGAGAUCAAAAGAAGGGUAGCCGCAGCUCUGGAGAAGGUUCAGAUUAGUGUAGUGAACAAGGAUUCUGGAAAAUUAUUGCAGAAGUAUCCGUGGAUCCUCUCACCAAGCAUACAAGAGAACUAUUCCCAUAUCGUCUCAUUUUUUAACAGUGAAUCGGUGCUCAAAAUGGAUAUUGACCACGGAAUUAGGAGAUGGCCUUUGCUUCUCGGUUGCUCAGCGAGCAAUAUGGAGAUGAUGGUGAAGGAAUUUGAUAAAUUAGGUGUUAGAGAUAAAAGAAUGGGGAAGGUUAUACCCAAGAUGCCUCAGCUUUUGUUAUGUAAACCCCAAGACUUUCUUAAGGUUGUUUGCUUUUUGGAAGAUUUGGGAUUUCAAAAGGAAAUCGUGGGUCAAAUACUCUGUCGAUGUCCUGAAAUAUUUGGCUGCAGCAUUGACAAUACCCUUCAGAACAAACUCAGAUUUCUCACUCGUUUUGGUGUUUCAUCUACGCAUUUUCCCCGAAUCAUAAAGAAAUACCCGGAAUUUCUCACAUACGACGCAGACAAAACACUACUUCCACGGCUAAAGUACCUAAUGGAGACUGGGAUAUCAGAGAGAGAGCUUGCCUUCAUGAUUCGCAAGUUCUCACCGCUAUUAGGAUACAGCAUGGACAAAGUGUUGAGACCGAAGUUAGAGUUUCUGUUGAACAGUAUGGAGAAGCCGGUCAGAGAGGUAAUAGAAUACCCAAGGUACUUUAGUUACUCGCUGGAGAAAAGGAUAAAACCGCGGUUUUGGGUACUCAAAGGGAGGAACAUAGAAUGUACAUUACAGGAAAUGUUAGGUAAAAAUGAUGAAGAGUUUGCUGCUGAUUUCUUGGGUUUAGGAGAGCUUCGAACUCACCACGAAACGUCUUAGUUAUUUUGUAGGCCAAAGUUUCUUUCAGAAGAUCACUAUGUUAUGAAAUUGGUGAUAUCUCUGAGAAGCAUCUGCAGUUUUGUCUGUGUGCAUUGUUCAUAAAUUCAUAUAGCUGCUAGUGUAUGUACUUACUGUUCUUGUAUACAAGAAAAAAGAAAAAUGAAUUAAAAAAUUCAGUUUAUGUGUGUCUGUA
Molecule: messenger RNA, 2853 nt
Organism: Camelina sativa (false flax)
Lineage: Eukaryota; Viridiplantae; Streptophyta; Magnoliopsida; Brassicales; Brassicaceae
Source: RefSeq, a predicted model, not a curated record